ACUCUGUCCCCUGUUUGCGAAGCUAAAAACGAAAUGCAGGGCAGCACAAAACUCGCUUCCCUUAAACCCUCUUUAAUCCUUCCCCAAAAUAACUUCAUCGGCGCCGUCUUUUUCUCACCGCUCCGUCACUCUAUCAUCUCCUUCUCCGUCACCUCCACAGUAGCAACACCUCCAUGGCCACCUUAGAGGGUGCAACAGUGUCAGUUGAAUCGGUAGCGUUUAGUCUCUUAACAUAUGAAGAGGAUCAUGAGCAUAGUUUUGUAAAGAUUACGAGUGCAAGAUUGCUUGAUACUUUAGACAAACCUGUGCCUGGUGGGUUAAAUGAUCCAGCAACGGGGCCACUAGGGGACGAGCCUUGCAAAACAUGCAGCUUACGUGGGGAAAUUUCUUCUAACAGAUUGGCCUCUUUGAUGGACGAAGAUGGUAGUAAUUCACUUUGCGAUGCAGGAGUGGAGGUUCUCUUGGGCUUAGUGCGGGGUUAGGAGCAGAAACUAGAUUGUUCGGAGCAAAUCAUAGCAGAUCUAGCUUUGCUAAUGGGUAUCGCAAUGGAAAAGAAGAAACUAAAAGCUAAGGGAAAGAAGGGUAGAUCAAAAUGAGUUAAAAAGGACUUUGAUAGAGCAAUCCGUGGCAGCCAAGGGAUUGCACUUUGAAAUCCAUCUUAAAUUCACCAAUGAACCUCAUAUUUUGCUGGCUGAGAUUGCUCAGAAGACAGCCAAGCGGGUCUGUAUCCAGAAUCCUGGGAAGUUUCAACUGUGUAAAGUGACUGACUGCAAGGAAAAUCAAGUGAUUUACUAUGGGAAAGACCCCAAGAGAAGAUUUGAUAUAGAACCUGGAGAAAAACAAAAAAUUCCAGCAUUGCACACGACUGGAGUGGAUUUCAAUACAUUUUGGAAGAUGCAAGAUUACCUUGAUGUUAUGAUAUAUAUUCCAAUUGUAUUCAUGUUGAAUGCUUAUGGAGUAGAGGCCGCAAGAGAGACCAUCAUCAGGGAGAUAAAGCAUGUAUUCGAUUCUUAUGGGAUAUCUGUCAAUAAACAGCAUUUGUCACUUGUUGCUGAUUUUAUGACCCAUACUGGUGAGUACCGUCCCAAUGAACCGAAUUGGGGCAUGUCAGAGUCAAUAUCACCUUUAAGUAAAAUGUCUUAUGAGACAGCGUCCCAAUUCAUCGUUGAAACAGCAAUGCAUGGGGAGGUCGAUGUCAUCUUUAAGUAAAAUGUCUUUCUGCUAGGGCGUGUCUUGGAUUGCCUGUGAAAAUGGGUACUGGAUCCGAACUCCAUAUGGGGAAGGAACGUUGUUUUGAUUUGAUGCAUAAACUGGAAAUUUGAUCUCCACUGUAAAUUUUUUAAUAUUUUUAACUUCAAAACCUUACUGAAGUGUGGCACUGAGGUGUUGUAUAAUUAGAUGAAUGCUGCUAGUUUAUCGGUGUGCCUUUUUUUA
Molecule: messenger RNA, 1434 nt
Organism: Populus nigra (black poplar)
Lineage: Eukaryota; Viridiplantae; Streptophyta; Magnoliopsida; Malpighiales; Salicaceae
Product: DNA-directed RNA polymerase I subunit 1-like
Exons: 5
Coding region: 174-482 (102 amino acids)
Source: RefSeq, a predicted model, not a curated record